AUGCUAGCUCCACCUCCGCUCCACAUAGCGUCGCUGCAGGCCGCUUCCUCUGCCCCUGCCUCGCUGCGUCGCCUCCACUUGGUCGCGUCGUCCUCGCUCCCGCAUGACUGCUCGCCUCCGCGCGGCUCCACCAGCACCCGCACCUGGCCGCCUCCCCGCGCCCACAGAUGCCCGGCCGCGCCUGGUCGCCUUCGCGUUGCGCACGCGCCGGGCUCGCCUCUGCGCCCGCCCGCCGGCUCCUCGUCGCCGCGCUGGCUCCUCGACGCCGCGUCCCCCGCCCCAUGGUCGCAUGCCCCGCUCUUGCUGGCUCCGCCCCGUGGUCGCGUGCCUCGCACCUGCCGGCUUCACCCACCUCCACCAACCGGAGCCGGUUGCCGCCCGUCGCCGCUCUCACUGGGCCUCGCGCACCUCUCCGCCUGGCAGCGUCGCCCUCUCCCCGUGCACCCGGACGCCGAAUCCUUUUGCCGCGACUCGGCCGUCGGCUGCUGCCGCGCCCCGGCCUCCUGCGCUGGCCAGCUCCGCCCGGCGAUCCGGACUGCCGGCUCCGCCCGCGCCGGCUUCACCGGCGACCCGGCCUGCCGGCUCCCCCCCCAACUUGGACGACCGGCUCCGCCACCUGCCGUCUCCGCCGCAACCCGGCCGCCGGCUGCCGCCGUCCCGCUCGUGCCGACUGCCCAGGCAGUGAAGGAAAUGCCAACUCUUCUCGCAGCUGGCUUCCCGCGGCGGGCUUCCCCGCCCCCGGCUCAGUCUGGCUCCGCCUACGCCGGCUCCCGCGCCCUGCGGCCCGGCCGGCUGCGCUCCAUGCCCCGGCGCCGGCUGCGCUCCACGCCCCGGCGCCGGCUGCGCCGUGCGCCCCGGCGCCGGCUGCUUCCCUUCGGCCGUCUGCGCCGCCCCGCCUCGUACGCCACUACUGCUCGCGUCGUCUUCGCGCGCGCCUGCCCGGCCGUCUCUUGCCUGCGCGCCCUCGCCGGCUCGCCGCUCCAGCCGACCUCCGCGUGCUCGGCCAGCUCCCGCGCUGGCCGCCUUCCGCCUGCCCGCGUCUGCCGGCUCCCGCACGCCCGCCUGGCUCGGCCUCCGCCCGGCCACUCCCCCACCCGGCUCACCUGGAUCUCCGGCGCCGCCCUGCGCCUGUCCGGGUCUGGUUGCGCCCGCCCUUGGCCGGCCCCGGGUCGCCGCUCGUGCCCCGCACCGUGGCUGCCCACCCGCUCAGAGACUCGAGCGGAAAGAAGAAAGGAGUAG
Molecule: messenger RNA, 1239 nt
Organism: Aegilops tauschii subsp. strangulata
Lineage: Eukaryota; Viridiplantae; Streptophyta; Magnoliopsida; Poales; Poaceae
Source: RefSeq, a predicted model, not a curated record